Molecule: messenger RNA, 1402 nt
Organism: Daldinia vernicosa
Lineage: Eukaryota; Fungi; Ascomycota; Sordariomycetes; Xylariales; Hypoxylaceae
Exons: 1
Coding region: 154-1176 (340 amino acids)
Source: RefSeq, a predicted model, not a curated record
ACAUAGGGUCCUAUUUAAGAGAAUAAUAGUGACCAUCAUCAAAUAUUCAAUUACCUCUUAACUGUUAUUGACCGUAUGUGAGCUUCUUGCAACUUUAUCGUUUUACCUUAAGACCCAAUUAUAACCAUAUGCCCCUGGGCCAAUGCAAUCAGCAUGGUAAUCGCAGGAAUUCUCUUGGUAAUCUUUAUCCUUCUUGCAGUUAUUAUAGAGACAAAUUGGACAAGAACCUCAGAGCCUUCUGCUCCAACUCCUGCUCCUGCUCCUGCUCCUGCUCCUGCUCCUGCUCUACGAGUAUGCACUGCACAGGCUCCUCGACAAGAACUUUCGCCUAUUCAGCCACCCCCCAGUCAAUGGAAGACAGCUAGCAUUGAUAGAAUGGCGAAAUUGCUAAGCAAGAUCAAAAACGAAUUCGGUAAAUACACCAUACGAAAAUGGCCCCAGGACCAUUGGAAACGGGGCCGUGGCUCCUCAGAUGCAGAUAUAAUAUCUUUAAUUCAAGCCCUCGACGUAACUUCUUUUCCACGUGACUAUUUCGCCUUCCUUCAACUCAACUAUUCGACCAGUUUUUUCACGUACGAGGGUGGGCCGCUCUUACAGUUUCACGACGCAAAAGGAGUCAGGUGGGAUGAAAAUGGCCUUGAAACACGGACCGUUAUGGAAUGCCUGAUCGGAAAAGCUGCCUUCAACGCCGUCAUCUCGGAGAUAGAAUGCCUUGAAUCCCUCAUGCCACCAUUGCGUGUGCUACACAUAGAGGCACUUAACCGAGUAUGCCUCAUCGGACCAGAAGACUGUCGGCGGAUAGCCGAAUUCUGGGAGCCCCUAUUAGCCCACAUGAUUGUAUCCGAUAAUGUUAGGGGGGCAGCUUCUCGUUAUUCUGAAUUACACUUUGCAUGCGACUCUCUAUUCAAGAUGAUGAAGUCCCAGCUGAGUUGGAUUGUCGUGGAAAAUGUAAGGAAGACGGGCACUCGGAUAUAUCCAAGUUUUUCGCACUAUUUAACAGAAUUGGCAAAUUCGGAGGGCCCACCACAUGUGCGCGGGCAUACUACAAUGCCACUUGCUUCCAUCGACCGUCAUCUUAUAUGGGGGCCUGUCCUUGCGAUGGAAAAUGGACAGCGACAUCGUGCUGAAAGUGAUUACCGAAAUCAUCGCCUUGUUGUUACGAGGGUCAGGCCAUAAGUCCACCGAAACCCGCGUAGAGAUUUUCUAAUACAACUUCUGCACAAAAUUACGAUAUUUUUUCUCGAAAUCACUGGAAACAAACCUACGUGCCCAUCGAUACGAUCGAUGGUUCGGGGAAGCAGGCGACAAGAGACAACACCACAGUUUGUGUCUGGGGUAAAGUGUGGUUACCUACUCCACCAAGAGCCGUAGCAUUCCAUCAAAUCGUGACCAAAGAAAUGGA